AUGUCUAUCUUCGGCGCCAUAACAACCUUCGCCGCUGCAUCUCUUACCAACGCACUCCUCAACAGUCCAACCGAGCAAAACGCGCCGCCACCUGCACACGAGCAACAACCACAGCAACCACACCAGCGGCGACAAACAAACAGCAGUGGCAGCGGUCAUAGCCAUCCCAAAAAGUCGAUAUUGCCACAAAAGGAAGCAGCAAGCUCAAGAAUCAUAGAAUUAUCGCCUUCACCACCUUUGCGACCCAUUCGAUCUAAAAAGAAUACCUCUGCUAAAAUUACCACAAGUAAUACCGCUACUACUACUACUACUACUACCCAAACCCAAUUUUCUGAAUCGAGGACGGUUCGACCGGUAAUAAUGCAGCCGGCUGGAUUACCCCAGAAUUCUAUCUGGACUACUAUGUCAUACCCAAUCCCCCGCGGCCCUUGUCUUCAAAAGUCAAGUCUAAUUUCCGGCUGCUCCUGCCAACGGUUCAUGGUACAUCCUUUAAAAGCCACAACCUCAUUCGACUGCGACGGUUGCAGCCAUCACGCCAGUUUCCACAAAAUGAAGAGUCAUGAGGAGGAAGUUGAAAAUGCCGCGAGGUUUAGAGAAAGUUUGUUGACGGUGGAGAGUUCGGUUGGGAACUGUGAUGGAAGGGGUGCCGGGGGUGGGAGGAGGGCUGUGGGGUUGAUACAGGGGCUAGUAGAGCUCGAAGAGGAAGAGGGAGAUGAUGAUACCGUUGAUGAGGAUGGCGAAUUUCUAGAACCGGAGAAGAAAAGGAGGGUCGUUGCAGCGGGGAAGAAGGUGGUUACAUCGAGAACUACGAGCGCCAGAGGAGGAAAGCGGAAGAGGAUUGGUGAGCAGGUCCUCAUUGCAGAUUAA
Orbilia oligospora ATCC 24927 is the source of this 867-nucleotide messenger RNA. RefSeq lists its product as uncharacterized. NCBI's taxonomy places the organism in Eukaryota, Fungi, Ascomycota, Orbiliomycetes, Orbiliales, Orbiliaceae. The record is from RefSeq and is a predicted model, not a curated record. The transcript has 2 exons. The coding region runs from base 1 to 867 and encodes 288 amino acids.